Molecule: messenger RNA, 4283 nt
Organism: Perca flavescens (yellow perch)
Lineage: Eukaryota; Metazoa; Chordata; Actinopteri; Perciformes; Percidae
Product: complement factor H
Exons: 24
Coding region: 170-4141 (1323 amino acids)
Biological process (GO): proteolysis
Molecular function (GO): serine-type endopeptidase activity
Source: RefSeq, a predicted model, not a curated record
AGCCUGAGAUUGUAUUUGGAGGCUGGAACAGACUUGCGUAAUUCAUUGCGCAAUCUCUUUUUUCCUGUAAAAUCCACAGCUCUCUUCUGUCUGUGUGUGCGUUUGGGUGUAAUAGUGUUUAGUCUCCAGUUUCUACUUCUGUUCGGCGGUUCAGGGGAAUGAAGAUAAAAUGCGUGUAAUAAACCAAAUCUGUGUGCUACUUUUGUGGGUGCAUACGCUGACCUUCGCGCAGAUUCCAGACUGUACACUUCAACAGUUUUUAAACGGACCCAAGUAUGAUUCAAAUUUUGACACAUCUGGGCUUCAGUCCAGCUACCCUCCUGGAAAACAAAUUCGAGUUGCCUGCAAUGUUGGCUACAGUGGCUUUUUCAAACUGACCUGUGUCGAGGGAAAAUGGGAUUCUAAAGGCACUGUAUGUCAACCAAAAUCAUGCGGUCAUCCUGGCGAUGCCCAGUUUGCAGAUUUUAAUCUGGAAGUAGGAGACGAUUUUGUCUUUGGGUCAAAAGUUGUAUACACCUGCCACAAAGGUUAUCAAAUGGUCAGUCGCACAAACUACCGGCGUUGCAUGAAUGAAGGCUGGGAUGGUGUGAUUCCUGUCUGUGAAGCCCAACAGUGCCCAGUGAUUCAUGUGGACAGUAAUGUCCAGGUGAAUGGGGACCCUGAGGAAGCGACCUAUGGCAAUGUAGUUCGGUUCAGCUGCAAGUCCAACAGUUACAUCCUGUCAGAUCCUGCGUCAGCAGAGUUGUAUUGUAAUGAAAAUGGAGAGUGGAGUGGCCAACCUCCAAAAUGCAUAGAGAUUAAAUGUGCAGUACCUCCGAUUGAAAAUGGUUAUGUGCCUGAUCACAAUAUCCCAGAGUACAAAGAACAUGAUGUCCUGGACUUUAGGUGUAAUGUUGGAUAUAAACCCACUGAAGACAGACCCUCAAAAUGCACAAAAGUAGGAAUAAGAGCCGAGUGGACCCCCACACCUGCGUGUGAACCAAUAAAAUGUAAACUGAAACCGCCAGUUGAGGGAACCAGGUAUGAAUCUUCCAAAAAUGUGUUUUUACCUGGUGAGCGACUGAGAGUUAUUUGUGGAGAGAAGUUCGGGAUUUUUAACAAUCAGCAAUCCGCAGUAACUACAUGUAAUGAGGAUGGAGAGUGGACUAUCAGACCAGUAUGCACAGAGGUCGUAUGCAGCAAUCGAAGACCGCAACAACAGCAUGUGUAUUACUGGGGUGUCCCUAACUGGAGAAAUUAUCAAUAUAAAAUGGGUGAGACUAUAAGCUAUAGUUGUGAGACAGGCUUCAAGAGCACAGAUGAUGCUACCUGGGCCACAUGCACCAGAGAUGGAUGGACACCAAAUCCACUCUGUCAAGAAAUAACAUGUGACAGAAAGGAUAUCCUGGAGGCAGAUAUUAUCAGAGAAUACAAGCAGACAUACCGCUACAAUGAACCGGUCCGUUAUCGCUGUAAGGAGGGUUAUAGAGGACAAUUCACUCUAACCUGUAGAGAAAAUGGUUGGAUCGGGAAUCCAACGUGUACAGAAAUAACAUGUGACAUAAAGGAUUUGCGAGAGGCAAAUAUUGUUCUCAAUAACAAGCGGAGAUACCGCUACAAUGAACAGGUCGGUUAUCGCUGCAGGGAUGGUUACCAAGGAGGAGAAUUCACUCUAACCUGUGGAGGAGAUGGUUGGAUCGGGAGGUCAACGUGUACAGAAAUAACAUGUGACAUAAAGGAUUUGCAAGAGGCAGAUAUUAUUUACAAUAACAAGCGGAGAUACCGCUACAAUGAACAGGUCCGUUAUCGCUGCAGGGAUGGUUAUCAAGAAGAAUUCACUCUAAUCUGUGGAGGAGAUGGUUGGAUCGGGAGGUCAACGUGUACAGAGAGACCAUGUGAAAAACUUCACAUUGACAAUGCAGUUAUAACCGGGAAGGAAAAGGAAAGGUACAGCCAAAAUGAAAAAGUCCAGUAUGCAUGCACCAACCGUGAACAGUUUACUGUUACCUGUGGACAAAGUGGUUGGACUGGUAUUAAGAGCUGUACAGAUACAUGUCCAAAGCCUGAAGUUCCAAAUGGAUUUGCAGUUGGCCCAUACAACAAGACAAUAUACUACACCUGCAAUAAAGGUUUUAAGCUUUUCACCAACAAAGGCUGGUGGGCUGAGGCCAAAUGUAAUGACAGUCAACUUCAACAAUGCAUCGAGAACACAGAGUGUGGAGAAACUCCUGUGAUUCCAAAUGGGAAAGUGGGACCUCCACGAAGGCAAAGCCAAGGGCAAGUCGCUGUGAUAAUUUGUAACACAGGAUACAGCCCUAAGGUUAACUUCUUAAGUUGUCGCGGGGGAAAAUGGAUUCUAAAUGAAUUCUCACCCAAAGAUAUUUGUACACCAACUGCCAAGCUCUGCAAACCCCCACCCAAAGUUGACAAUGCAGUUGUUAAGACAUCUUAUCAGAAGGAAUACUUGUCUGACUCUCGAGUGACUUAUCAGUGCCGUGAUGGCUAUGAUAUGGUGGGAAAUGACACGAUUCAAUGCAAUGAUGGGAAAUGGGAGGAGAAGAACAUAAGAUGCACACUAAUUAUAUCCACUCUAGAGAAAGAAGAGUGUGGAGAAACUCCUGUGAUUCCAAAUGGAAAAGUGGGACCUCCACAAAAGCAAAGCCAAGGGCAAGUCGCUGUGAUUACUUGUAACACAGGAUACAGCCCUAAGGUUAACUACUUAAGUUGUCGCGAGGGAAAAUGGAUUCCAAAUGAAAUGUCACCCAAUGAUAUUUGUACACCAACUGCCAAGCUCUGCAAACCCCCACCUAAAGUUGAAAAUGCAGUUGUUAAGACAUCUUAUCAGAAGGAAUACUUGUCUGACUCUCGAGUGACUUAUCAGUGCCGUUAUGGCUAUGAUAUGGAGGGAGAAGACACGAUUCUAUGCAAUGAUGGGGAAUGGGAGGAGAAGAACAUAAGAUGCACACAGAACACAGAGUGUGGAGAAACUCCUGUGAUUCCAAAUGGGAAAGUGGAACCUCCACGAAGGCAAAGCCAAGGGCAAGUCGCUGUGAUUACUUGUAACACAGGAUACAGCUCUAAGGUUAACUACUUAAGUUGUCGCGGGGGAAAAUGGAUUCCAAAUGAAAUGUCACCCAAAGAUAUUUGUAAACCAACUGCCAAGCUCUGCAAACCCCCACCUAAAGUUGACAAUGCAGUUGUUCAGACAUCUUAUCAGAAGGAAUACUCGUCUGACUCUCGAGUGACUUAUCAGUGCCAUUAUGGCUAUGAUAUGGAGGGAGAAGACACGAUUCUAUGCAAUGAUGGGGAAUGGGAGGAGAAGAACGUAACAUGCACACAGUCUCCCUCAGAUGUGUGCGGUAUAACUCCGCUCAACACCAGGAUUGUUGGGGGACAGAACGCCACUGUGGUUAACUGGCCCUGGCAAGCCAGCCUGCAAACAUCAGGGAGCCACUUCUGUGGAGGAUCCCUCAUUAACAGGGAAUGGGUGGUGACUGCUGCUCACUGCUUCUCAAGCAUCCCAGCCAGACUGACCGUGUCUCUGGGUCUCCAGAGUCUACAGGGACCCAACCCCAAUGGGGUGUCUCGGAUGGUAUCAAAGGUCAUUAAAAAUCCUAUCUAUAACUCCAUAACUAAUGACAACGACAUCUGCCUCCUGAAGCUCUCCUCACCAGUGACUUUCACAAAAUUCAUUGUUCCGGUCUGCCUGGCAGCUCCAGGCAGCACCUUCUUCAGCGGCGUUAGCGCCUGGGUGACCGGCUGGGGCGCCAUUGCAUUUGGAGUUUCCCUCCCUACCCCAGGAAACCUAAUGGAGGUGAAUGUGCCAAUCGUGGGGAACAGAGAGUGUAACUGUGACUAUGGAGUGAGCUCAAUCACAAACAACAUGAUCUGCGCCGGGUUACGUGCUGGAGGGAAGGACUCCUGUCAGGGGGAUUCAGGUGGUCCGCUGGUGAGCAAGCAGGGCAGCCGCUGGAUCCUGGGGGGAAUCGUAAGUUUUGGAAAUGGUUGUGCCAAGCCUAAUUUCCCAGGAGUCUACACCAGAGUGUCCCAAUAUCAGUCCUGGAUCAACAGACAGAUCACCAGCAGCCAGCCAGGCUUUGUCACCUUCACGUCCACUGGAACUGACAGUGACCUCAGCAUCAGCUGUGCUGUCCUGCCAUGAUUAUUUGUCAUUGACAUAAAGUGUGACCCUAAACUGACACAGAGAAGGAUGCAUUUAUGAUUACUUUGCAGAUAGGGUCAAACUAACUUCAUGUCAGGGAAGUAUGGAGCUAAAUCAGGGCCAAAUUUUUUUGUUAAUUUGA